AUGGAUGUAACUAUGGGCUGCUGUACGGGCACAGGACCUCCUCCCUCCUGCCUCGUACUCCUGCUUCUCAAGCUUUUGGCCAGUGUCUCCCAAGGUCUCCCAGGAACAGGACCCCUGGGCUUCCACUUUACACAUUCCAUUUAUAAUGUUACAGUGUAUGAGAACUCAGCAGCAAGGACCUACGUCAACAGCCAGAGCAGAAUGGGUGUCAUCCUGUCAGAUCUUUCCUGGGACAUCAAAUACAGAAUAGUGUCUGGGGAUGAAGAAGGCUUCUUCAAAGCAGAAGAAGUCAUCAUUGCAGACUUCUGCUUCCUCAGAAUAAGAACUAAAGGUGGGAAUUCUGCCAUACUGAAUAGAGAAAUACAGGACAAUUAUUUAUUGAUUGUAAAAGGUUCUGUCAGAGGAGAGGAUCUAGAAGCAUGGACCAAAGUGAAUAUACAGGUUUUGGAUAUGAAUGAUUUGAGACCUUUGUUUUCACCAACAACAUACUCUGUUACAAUAGCAGAAAGCACACCUUUAAGGACUAGCAUCGCCCAGGUAACAGCUACCGAUGCUGACAUCGGUUCUAAUGGUGAAUUCUACUAUUACUUUAAAAACAAAGUUGACCUCUUUUCUGUUCACCCUACAAGUGGUGUAAUCUCUCUAAGUGGGAGAUUAAACUAUGAUGAGAAGAACAGGUAUGACCUUGAAGUUUUGGCAGUGGACCGGGGAAUGAAACUUUAUGGUAACAAUGGUGUCAGCAGCACAGCAAAGCUUUAUGUUCAUAUUGAACGGAUCAAUGAACAUGCACCAACUAUCAGUGUGGUCACACACACCCCCUUCCCAUUGGACAAGGAACCCACUUAUGCAGUGGUUAAUGUUGAUGACCUAGAUGAGGGUGCAAAUGGAGAGAUUGAAUCAAUUUCCAUUGUGGCUGGAGAUCCUUUGGAACAGUUUGUCUUAGUGAAGGAAGGGAAAUGGAUGAAUGAGUACAAAAUUAAGGAGCGGAAGUCAAUUGACUGGCAGGGCUUUCCCUAUGGCUACAAUCUCACUCUUCAAGCAAAGGACAAGGGUUCUCCGCAGAAGUUUUCAGCAGUAAAAGUAGUCCAUAUUGCCAAUCCCCAGAGAGAUAACAUCCCCUUCAGAUUCGAGAAGGAAACCUACAAUGUCACCGUUAGUGAAUUUUCACCUCCUGGAGUUGUGGUUGCCAUUGUUAAACUGAGCCCAGAGCCACCAGGGGUGGAAUACAGAAUAUCUCCUGGUGAAGAUGCAGAGUAUUUUAAGAUUAAUCCAAGGUCUGGUCUAAUAGUCACAGCGCAGCCCCUGGAUGUCAUCAAGAAAGAAGUUUAUGAGCUAGGGGUGUCAAACAAAGAAGGUGAUUUGAAAGCACAAGUCACCGUCAGCUUAGAAGAUGCCAAUGAUCAUACUCCUGAAUUCCAGCAGUCAUCCUAUGAAGCUUUUGUUAAUGAGAGUGUGCCUGUGGGUACAAGCGUGUUGUCCGUUUCUGCUUCUGAUAAGGACAAGGGAGAGAAUGGGUAUAUCACUUACAGUAUUGCCAGCCUCAGUGCAUUACCAUUUUCCAUUAACCAGUUUACAGGUAUUAUUUGUACCACUGAGGAACUGGAUUUUGAAUCCUCUCCAGAAAAUUACAGGUUCAUUGUGAGGGCCUCUGACUGGGGUUCACCUUAUCGACAUGAAAGUGAGGUCAAUGUGACCAUUCGCAUAGGAAAUGUCAAUGACAACAAACCCUUGUUUGAAAAAGUGGCCUGCCAGGGAGUCAUUUCAUAUGACUUCCCUGUUGGGGGACACAUUACCGCUGUGUCAGCAAUAGAUAUUGAUGAACUGGAACUGGUAAAGUACAAAAUCAUCUCUGGAAAUGAACUUGGUUUUUUUUAUUUAAAUCCUGACUCAGGUGUCUUACAACUUAAACAAUCCUUGAUUAAUUCUGGUGUGAAGAAUGGUAACUUUGGCCUCAGGAUCACAGCCACUGAUGGGGAGAAUUUUGCAGAUGCCAUGUUUGUUAACAUUUCAGUCUUACAGGGAAAGGUGUCUUCUAAAAGCUUCAGUUGUAGAGAAACUCGAGUGGCGCAGAAGUUAGCAGAGAAACUCCUCAUCAAAGCGAAAGCUAAUGGGAAGCUGAAUUCGGAAGAUGGGUUUUUUGACUUUUAUUCUGUUAAUAGGCAGGGACCUCAUUUUGACAAAUCAUUUCCGUCUGAUAUUGCUGUCAAGGAGGACCUGCCAGUUGGUGCUAACAUCUUGAAAAUAAAAGCCUUUGAUGCAGACUCUGGCUUCAAUGGAAAGGUGGUUUUCACAAUCUCUGAUGGUAAUACAGAUAGUUGCUUCAACAUUGACAUGGAAACAGGUCAGCUUAAAGUUCUGAUGCCAAUGGACAGAGAACAAACAGACCUCUACCUUCUUAACAUUACAAUUUAUGAUUUAGGGAAGCCCCAGAAAUCCUCAUGGAGGUUACUGACUGUUAACGUGGAGGACGCCAAUGACAACAGGCCCAUUUUCUUGCAGGAGAGUUACUCUGUUAAUAUUCUAGAAAGUUCAAGUAUUGGUACUGAGAUCAUUCAAGUUGAAGCCAAGGAUAAAGACUUGGGAUCUAAUGGUGAAGUGACUUACUCGGUAUUAACAGAUGCACAGCAAUUUUCCAUCAACAGUUCAACUGGGAUAGUUUAUGUAGCUGAUCAACUGGACCGGGAAUCCAAAGCAAACUACUCUUUAAAAAUAGAGGCCAGGGACAAAUCUGAGAAUGGCCAGCAACAGUUUUCUGUGGUUACUCUUAAGGUUUUCUUGGAUGAUGUCAAUGAUUGCUCCCCUACUUUUAUACCUACUAGCUACAGCGUGAAGGUCCUUGAAGAUCUUCCGGUUGGCACGGUCAUUGCAUGGUUGGAAACCCACGAUCCAGACCUUGGCUUGGGAGGUCAAGUUCGUUAUUCUUUGGUGAAUGACUACAAUGGCAGAUUUGAAAUUGAUAAGGCCAGUGGUGCCAUUCGUUUGAGCAGAGAGCUUGAUUAUGAGAAACAGCAAUUCUACAACCUCACUGUCCGUGCAAAAGACAAAGGGCGCCCAGUAUCGUUGUCAUCUGUUUCCUUCGUGGAGGUGGAAGUGGUGGAUGUCAAUGAAAACCUUCACACUCCCUAUUUCCCAGAUUUUGCUGUUGUUGGAUCGGUAAAGGAAAACUCUCGUAUUGGAACAAGUGUGCUGCAGGUGACCGCGAGAGAUGAGGAUUCUGGAAGGGAUGGGGAGAUCCAGUAUUCUAUCAGGGAUGGCAGUGGUCUCGGAAGGUUUAACAUAGAUGACGAAAGUGGGGUCAUCUAUACCGCUGACAUUCUUGAUAGAGAAACCACUGGGUCAUACUGGCUGACCGUCUAUGCCACUGAUCGAGGCGUUGUCCCACUCUAUUCUACUAUCGAGGUCUACAUUGAGAUUGAAGAUGUAAAUGACAAUGCUCCUUUGACCUCAGAGCCCAUUUACUAUCCUAUGGUCAUGGAAAACUCUCCUAAGGAUGUAUCUGUCAUUCAGAUCCAGGCUGAGGAUCCAGAUUCCAGUUCUAAUGAAAAGUUAACCUACAGGAUUACAAGUGGGAAUCCUCAGAACUUCUUUGUAAUAAACAUCAAAACAGGUCUGAUUACAACUACUUCAAGGAAAUUGGAUCGAGAACAGCAGGCAGAACAUUUUCUGGAGGUGACCGUGACUGAUGGUGGUUCUUCUCCAAAGCAGUCGACAGUUUGGGUCGUGGUUCAGGUUCUGGAUGAAAAUGACAAUAAGCCUCAGUUCCCAGAGAAAGUCUAUCAAAUCAAGCUGCCAGAGCGGGACCGAAAGAAAAGAGGAGAACCAAUUUACAGGGCUUUUGCAUUUGAUAAAGAUGAAGGUCCCAAUGCAGAAAUAUCCUACAGCAUCGUAGAUGGAAAUGAUGAUGGGAAGUUCUUUAUUGACCCUAAAACUGGCAUGGUCUCUUCCAGAAAGCAGUUUACAGCAGGGAGUUACGACAUCCUAACAAUCAAAGCAGUGGACAAUGGACGUCCGCAGAAGUCUACCACCGCCCGCCUCCACAUCGAAUGGAUUAAGAAACCGCCUCCUUCCCCUGUGCCUCUGACCUUUGAUGAGCCAUUCUAUAACUUUACUGUCAUGGAAAGUGAUAGAGUGACAGAAAUUGUGGGUGUGGUGUCUGUACAACCGGCCAAUAUACCUCUGUGGUUUGAUGUAGUUGGGGGGAAUUUUGACAGCUCUUUCGACGCAGAGAAAGGCGUUGGGACAAUUGUCAUUGCAAAACCUCUGGAUGCAGAGCAGAGGUCCAUCUAUAAUAUGAGUGUGGAAGUCACCGAUGGAACAAAUGUGGCUGUCACUCAGGUAUUUAUCAAAGUGCUGGAUAACAAUGAUAAUGGCCCCGAAUUCUCUCAACCAAGUUAUGAGGUCACGAUUUCUGAAGACGUACUGCCGGACACUGAGAUAUUACAGGUUGAGGCAACAGACAGAGAUGAAAAACAUAAACUAAGUUACACUAUCCACAGCAGUAUUGACUCAGUAAGCAUGAGGAAAUUCCGGAUUGAUGCCAGUACUGGGGUUCUGUACAUUGCUGAGAGGCUAGACCACGAGGCCCAAGACAAGCACAUUCUUAACAUCAUGGUCAGAGAUCAGGAAUUUCCUUAUCGGAGAAACUUGGCCCGAGUCAUCGUGAAUGUAGAAGAUGCCAAUGAUCAUAGUCCCUAUUUCACUAGCCCACUGUACGAAGCAUCUGUAUUUGAAUCUGCAGCCUUGGGAUCGGCCGUUCUGCAAGUGACUGCUCUGGAUAAAGACCGAGGGGAAAAUGCAGAGCUUCUGUACACCAUAGAAGCAGGCAACACUGGAAACACAUUUAAGAUUGAACCCAUCUUGGGCAUCAUUACCGUAUCAAAAGAACCAGAUAUGACAACAAUGGGACAGUUCGUUUUGUCCAUAAAAGUCACCGAUCAGGGCUCUCCACCAAUGUCUGCUACUGCCAUUGUCCGCAUCUCUGUCACCAUGUCAGAUAAUUCUAACCCCAAGUUCACUCAGAAAGAAUACCAAGCAGAAGUGAAUGAAAAUGUCGACAUUGGGACAUCAGUCAUUUUAAUCUCUGCCAUCAGUCAAUCUACACUCAUUUAUGAAGUCAAAGAUGGAAAUAUUGAAGGGGCCUUUACCAUAAACCCAUAUUCUGGUGUGAUAACUAAUCAAAAGGCCCUUGAUUAUGAACACAUUUCCUCUUAUCAACUCACCAUCCAAGCCACCAACAUGGCAGGGAUGGCAUCCAAUGCCACGGUUAAUAUUCAGAUUGUUGAUGAAAAUGACAAUCCCCCCAUUUUCCUUUUUUCUGAGUACUCAGGCAGCCUCAGUGAGGUUGCGCCAGUAAACAGCAUCGUCCGUAGCUCAGGUAACAAUCCAUUGGUGAUUCGAGCCACAGAUGCUGAUAGUAAUCAGAAUGCUUUGCUAGUUUAUCAAAUUGUUGAGUCCACUGCUAAGAAGUUUUUCACUGUGGAUUCCAGCACGGGUGCCAUCAGAACAAUCGCCAGCUUGGAUCAUGAAACCAUUGCCCAUUUCCAUUUUCAUGUUCAUGUGAGAGACAGUGGUAAUCCCCAGCUGACUGCAGAAAGCCCAGCUGAGGUCAAUAUCGAGGUGACAGAUGUGAAUGAUAACCCUCCAGUUUUCACUCAGGCAGUAUUUGAGACAGUCUUACUUCUACCCACUUAUGUUGGGGUGGAGAUUCUGAAAGUCCAAGCAACAGAUCCUGACUCAGAAGUACCAGCUGAACUAACAUACAGUCUGAUGGAAGGCAGCUUGGACUAUUUUUUAAUUGAUUCCAAUAGUGGGGUGCUCUCCAUAAAAAACAGCAGCCUUUCCAAAGAUCAUUAUAUGCUUAUAGUCAGAGUGUCAGAUGGUAAGUUUUAUGGUACUGCUAUGGUGACCAUCAUGGUAAAAGAAGCCAUGGACAGUGGUCUCCAUUUCACACAGAGUUUUUACUUUGCUUCAAUCUCAGAGAAUAGUACCAACAUCACCAAAGUAGCCAUUGUUAAUGCAAUUGGAAAUCGCCUUAAUGAACCUUUAAUAUAUAGCAUAUUGAAUCCAGGAAACAAGUUCAAAAUAAAAUCUACCUCUGGGGUCAUCCAGACAACUGGUGUCCCCUUUGACCGUGAAGAACAAGAGUUGUAUGAGUUGGUGGUAGAAGCCAGUCGUGAGUUAGACCAUCUGCGUGUGGCCAGGGUAGUCGUCAGAGUAAACAUUGAAGAUAUCAAUGACAACUCUCCAGUUUUUGUAGGGCUGCCUUACUAUGCUGCUGUGCAAGUUGAUGCCGAACCUGGGACUCUCAUCUACUGGGUAACUGCUCUUGACAGAGACAAAGGUGCCAAUGGCGAAGUGACCUAUACCCUCCAAGAGGACUAUGGCCACUUUGAAAUUAACCCAGAAUCAGGAAGUGUUUUUUUAAAAGAAGCAUUCAAUUCUGACUUAUCUAACAUUGAGUAUGUAGUUAUCAUCCUAGCCAAAGAUGGCGGAAAGCCCGCAUUGUCUGCAUCAGUGGAGCUUCCUAUCACUAUUGUCAACAAAGCAAUGCCUGUAUUUGAUAAGCCUUUUUAUACAACUUCUGUCAAUGAGGAUGUAGAAAUGCAUACUCCCAUUCUUAGCAUCAAUGCAACCAGCCCAGAAGGACAAGGCAUCAUUUACAUCAUUGUUGAUGGGGAUCCUUACAACCAAUUUAACAUUGACUUUGACACUGGAGUUCUGAAUGUCAUUAGCCCAUUAGACUAUGAAGUAACACCUGUUUUUAAAUUGACAGUGAGAGCCAGUGAUGCUCUCACUGGUGCAAGGGCUGAGGUCACUGUCGACUUGUUAGUUAAUGAUGUAAAUGAUAAUCCCCCCAUUUUUGAUCAACCCACUUACAACGCAACUUUAUCUGAAGCCUCUCUCAUUGGGACACCUGUUUUGCAAGUGGUAGCCUCUGACGCAGAUUCAGAAAGCAAUAGAGUUGUACAAUAUCAAAUCGUCCAGGACACCUAUAAUAGUACUGAUUAUUUUCACAUAGAUAGCACAAGUGGCUUAAUCUUGACAGCCCGCAUGUUAGACCAUGAAUCAGUACAACAAUCCACUUUAAAAGUCAGGGCAACAGAUAAUGGAUUCCCGCCAAUGAGCAGCGAGGUACUCGUUAAUAUUUAUGUGACUGACAUGAAUGACAACCCUCCAGUAUUUAACCAGCUGAUUUAUGAAUCCUAUGUGAGUGAGUUAGCUCCACGGGGCCAUUUUGUGACCUGUGUACAAGCUUCCGAUGCUGACAGCUCUGAUUUUGACCGGUUAGAAUAUAGCAUUUUAUCUGGGAACGACCGAACAAGUUUUCUAAUGGAUAGCAAGAGCGGUGUCAUCACCCUGUCCAACCACCGGAAACAGAGAAUGGAGCCUCUGUAUAGUUUGAACGUAUCUGUCUCUGAUGGACUGUUCACCAGCACAGCACAGGUGCAUAUCAGGAUACUUGGUGCUAACUUAUACAGUCCAGCCUUUUCACAAAGCACCUAUGUUGCCGAAGUGAGAGAGAAUGCUGCUCCAGGAACAAAGGUAAUUCAUGUUAGAGCAACAGAUGGGGAUCCAGGAACGUAUGGGCAAAUCAGCUAUGCUAUCAUCAACGACUUUGCUAAGGACCGAUUCCUGAUAGACAACAAUGGGCAAGUCAUAACAACAGAAAGACUGGAUCGGGAAAGCCCAAUGGAAGGAGACAUUAGUAUUUUUUUGAGGGCCCUGGACGGUGGAGGGAGAACAACUUUCUGUACUGUGAGGGUGAUUGUUGUGGAUGAAAAUGAUAAUGCUCCCCAAUUUUUGACAGUCGAAUAUAGAGCUAGUGUCAGAGCUGAUGUUGGAAGAGGUCACUUGGUAACCCAGGUUCAGGCCAUUGAUCCUGAUGAUGGAGUGAAUUCAAGGAUUACUUAUUCACUGUAUAGCGAAGCCUCUGUCUCAGUAGCAGAUCUUCUUGAAAUUGACCCUGACAAUGGCUGGAUGGUCACGAAGAGUAAUUUUCACCAGUUGAAAAACACCGUCUUGUCAUUUUUUGUCAAAGCAGUUGAUGGUGGUAUUCCUGUAAAGCACUCCCUCAUUCCUGUCUAUAUUCACGUCUUGCCUCCUGAAAUACUCUUACCCUCCUUUACCCAGCCCCAGUAUUCAUUCGCCAUUCCAGAAGAUACUGUCAUUGGAAGCACAGUGGAUACUCUCAGGAUUUUGCCAAGUCAGAAUGUUGUAUUUAGCACAGUUAAUGGUGAACGGCCUGAAAAUAACAAAGGUGGGGUCUUCAUCAUAGAACAGGACACUGGUACCAUCAAACUGGACAAGCGACUUGACCGUGAAAUGACCCCUGCUUUUCACUUUAAGGUUGCAGCCACCAUCCCUUUGGACAAGGUGGAUAUUGUGUUUACCGUUGACAUAGAGAUCAAGGUAUUAGAUCUAAAUGAUAAUAAACCAUUCUUUGAUGCUACAAGCUAUGAAGCCAUCAUAAUGGAGGGAAUGCCUGUGGGCACCAGGCUCAUUCAAGUGAAGGCUGUUGAUAGAGAUUGGGGUGCCAAUGGACAGGUCACUUAUACCCUCCACUCUGAUUCCAGUCCAGAAAAGAUAAUGGAAGUGUUCAGUAUUGACAGUAACACAGGCUGGAUCAGCACCUUGAAAGACUUGGACCAUGAGAGAGAUCCCACAUUCACUUUCUCAGUGGUAGCGUCUGACCUUGGAGAAGCUUUCUCUCUCUCUUCCACAAUCCUGGUCUCUGUCACCGUGACAGAUAUAAAUGACAAUGCACCUGUCUUUGGGCAUGAAGUGUACCGAGAGCAUGUGAAAGAGAGUGACCCCCCAGGUGAAGUUGUAGCAGUCCUCAGCACAUGGGAUGAAGACACAUCUGACAUUAAUCAGCAAGUGAGCUAUCAUAUUACAGGAGGGAAUCCCAGAGGAAGAUUUGCCCUGGGCCUGGUGCAAAAUGAAUGGAAGGUUUAUGUAAAGCGACCCCUUGAUCGAGAAGAACAAGAUGUUUACUUCCUGAACAUCACUGCCACAGAUGGGCUUUUUGUCACUCAGGCUAUGGUAGAAGUCACUGUCACUGAUGUGAAUGACAACAGUCCAUUGUGUGACCAGGUUGCAUACACAGCUUUGUUUCCAGAAGACAUUCCAUCAAAUAAAAUCAUCCUUAAGAUCAGUGCCAAGGAUGCUGACAUUGGGCCCAAUGGAGACAUUAGAUACUCACUCUAUGGCUCUGGAAACAACAAAUUUUUCUUAGAUCCAGAAAGUGGUGAAUUAAAAACCCUGGCCCUUUUAGACCGAGAAAAAGUUCCUGUGUACAACCUGAUUGCCAGGGCAACAGAUGGGGGUGGCAGGUUCUGUCAGUCAGACAUCCGCCUGAUUCUUGAAGAUGUUAAUGAUAACCCCCCCAUAUUUUCAUCUGACCAUUACAACGCUUGUAUCUAUGAGAACACAGCCACCAAAGCCUUGUUAACAAGAGUGCAAGCCAUGGAUCCUGAUUUGGGUAUCAACAGGAAAGUUGUUUAUUCCCUGGCAGACUCAGCAGGAGGGUACUUCUCAGUGGACAGCUCCUCAGGCAUUAUCAUCUUGGAACAGCCACUGGAUCGAGAGCUGCAGUCAUCGUAUAACAUCAGUGUGAAGGCAUCAGACCAGAGCAUCCUCAAGGUGCUGUCUUCCCUGGCCACGGUCACCAUCACUGUUUUGGACAUUAAUGACAACCCUCCUGUGUUUGAAAGAAGAGAUUAUCUUGUUACAGUACCAGAAGAUACAUCCCCAGGCACAGAAGUCCUUGCCGUGUUUGCCACGAGCAAAGACAUUGGUACAAAUGCUGAAAUAACUUAUCUCAUCCGAUCUGGGAAUGAACGAGGGAAAUUCAAGAUUAACCCAAAGACAGGAGGGAUUUCUGUCAUUGAGGCCCUGGAUUAUGAAAUGUGCAAAGAUUUUUAUCUCGUGGUGGAAGCCAAAGACGGGGGUACCCCAGCCCUCAGUGCCGUGGCCACAGUGAACAUCAACCUUACCGAUGUGAAUGACAAUGCACCAACAUUUAACCAGGAGGUCUACAGUGCAGUCAUCAGUGAAGACGCUUCCAUCGGGGACUCAGUCAUUGUGUUAAUAGCAGAAGAUGUAGAUAGCCCACCCAAUGGACAGAUUCGCUUCUCCAUCGUCAGUGGGGACCGGGACAAUGAGUUUGCUGUAGAUCCUGUCUUGGGGCUUGUUAAAGUGAAAAAGAAAUUGGACCGAGAACGGGUGUCUGGAUACUCAUUACUCAUUCAAGCUACGGACAGCGGCAUUCCUGCCAUGUCAUCCACUGUGACAGUCAACAUAGACAUUUCCGACGUAAAUGAUAAUGGCCCCGUUUUCACACCAGCUAACUAUACUGCUGUAAUCCAGGAAAACAAACCAGUGGGGACAAGCAUUUUGCAGCUGAUGGUGACAGACCGAGAUUCCUUUCACAAUGGACCCCCCUUUACCUUUACCAUCUUAGCAGGGAAUGAGGAAGAGGAAUUUGUGUUGGACCCUCAUGGGAUCUUAAGAUCAGCAGUAAUCUUUAGACACACAGACUCUCCCGAAUACGUGCUUUACAUCCAGGCAAAGGACUCAGGCAAACCCCAGCAAGUUUCCCACUCUUAUGUUCAUGUCCGGGUGAUUGAAGAAAGUAUCCACAAGCCCACUGCCAUCCCCUUAGAGAUCUUUAUUGUCACAAUGGAGGAUGACUUCCCCGGGGGUGUCAUUGGGAAGAUCCAUGCCACUGACCAGGACGUGUAUGACGUACUCACGUAUGCGCUGAAAUCUGAGCAAAGAAGCUUGUUCAAGGUGAACACCCAUGAUGGAAAGAUCAUUGCCCUGGGAGGCCUGGACAGUGGUAAGUACAUUCUGAAUGUUUCCGUGAGUGACGGCCGCUUCCAGGUGCCCAUUGACGUCAUCGUCCACGUGGAGCAGCUGGUGCAGGAGAUGCUGCAGAACACAGUCACCAUCCGAUUCGAGAACGUCUCCCCUGAGGAUUUUGUUGGGCUACACAUGCAUGGGUUCCGAAGGACCCUCCGGAAUGCUGUCCUUUCCCAGAAACAGGACAGCCUCCACAUCAUCAGCAUCCAGCCUGUGGCUGGCACCAACCAGCUGGACAUGUUAUUUGCCGUGCAGAUGCACAGCGGCGGCUUCUACAAGCCUGCGUACCUCAUCCAGAAGCUAUCCAAUGCAAGGAGACAUUUGGAGAAUGUGAUUCGCAUCUCAGCCAUCCUGGAGAAGAAUUGCUCUGGACUGGAUUGCCAGGAACAACACUGUGAACAAAGCUUGUCCAUAGAUUCACAUUCUCUAAUGACCUACAGCACAGCUCGUAUUAGUUUUGUGUGUCCUCGUUUCUACAGGAACGUACGCUGUACAUGUAAUGGAGGACUCUGUCCAGGGUCGAAUGAUCCUUGCAUGGAGAAGCCCUGUCCUGGGGACAUGCAGUGUGUUGGUUAUGAAGCCAAUAGAAGACCAUUCAUCUGUCAGUGUCCACCAGGAAAACUUGGCGAAUGCUCAGGGCACACUUCUCUAAGCUUUGCUGGAAACAGUUACAUCAAAUACCGGCUUUCUGAAAAUAGCAAGAAAGAGGAAUUUAAGUUGGCUCUGCGUCUGCGAACACUGCAAAGCAAUGGGAUUAUAAUGUACACCAGAGCAAAUCCCUGCAUAAUUCUGAAGAUUGUAGACAGCAAACUGUGGUUCCAGUUGGACUGUGGCACGGGGCCUGGCAUCUUGGGCAUCUCUGGCCGGGCCGUGAAUGAUGGGAAUUGGCACUCAGUCUUCUUAGAGCUCAAUCAGAAUUUCACAAGCUUGUCGCUGGACGAUAGCUAUGUGGAACGCCGCAAAGCGCCCCUUUACUUCCAGACCCCGGGCCCGGAGAGCGCCAUCUACUUUGGAGCCCUGGUGCAGGUGGACAACAUCCGAAGCCUGACGGACAAGAGGGUCACACAGGUCCUGAGCGGCUACCAGGGCUGCCUGGAUUCCGUGGUCCUGAAUAACAAUGAGCUGCCCCUGCAGAACAAACGCAGCAGCUUCGCAGAGGUGGUGGGCCUCACUGAGCUCAAGCUGGGAUGUGUCCUGUACCCGGACGCCUGUGAACGGAACCCCUGCCAGAACGGAGGGAGCUGUGCCAGCCUGCCCUCUGGAGGCUAUCAAUGUACCUGUCUCUCACAAUUCACUGGAAGGAACUGUGAGUCAGAGAUUACAGCCUGCUUCCCAAAUCCCUGCCGAAAUGGGGGGUCUUGCGACCCAAUAGGAAACACCUUCAUCUGCAGUUGUAAAGUUGGGCUUACUGGAGUCACGUGUGAGGAAGACAUCAAUGAAUGUGACAGAGAAGAAUGUGAGAAUGGAGGUUCCUGCGUCAAUGUGUUUGGCUCUUUCCUCUGUAACUGCACCCCAGGUUAUGUGGGCCAGUACUGUGGGCUCCGGCCAGUAGUGGUUCCCAACAUCCAAGCUGGCCACUCCUAUGUUGGAAAGGAAGAACUGAUUGGCAUUGCCGUGGUCCUCUUUGUCAUCUUUGUUUUAAUCGUCUUGUUCAUCAUCUUCCGCAAAAAAGUCUUCCGCAAGAACUAUUCCAGGAACAAUAUCACUCUCGUCCAGGACCCGGCCACCGCAGCACUGCUAAACAAAAGCAACGGGAUCCAGUUCAAGAACCUCCGAGGGGGUGGGGACAGCCGUAACAUCUACCAGGAGGUUGGUCCGCCUCAGGUCCCCGUUCGCCCCAUGGCCUACACGCCUUGUUUCCAGAGCGACUCUAGGAACAACCUAGACAAGAUUGUGGAUGGGCUUGGUGUGGAGCACCAGGAGAUGACCACUUUUCAUCCCGAGUCACCACGGAUACUCACUGCCAGGCGUGGAGUGGUCGUGUGCAGCGUGGCUCCCAACCUCCCAGCCGUCUCCCCUUGUCGUUCUGAUUGUGAUUCCAUCAGGAAGAGUGUCUGGGAUGCAGGAACAGAGAACAAAGGAGUGGAUGAUGCCGAAGAAGUGACCUGUUUUGUGGGAAGUAAUAAAGGCAGCAACUCGGAAGUUCAGUCCCUCAGCUCCUUCCAGUCUGACUCUGGAGAUGAUAAUGCUUCCAUAGUGACUGUCAUUCAGCUUGUCAACAAUGUAGUUGACACUAUAGAAAAUGAAGUGUCAGUUAUGGACCAAGGACAGAACUACAAUCGAGCCUAUCAUUGGGACACUUCGGAUUGGAUGCCAGGAGCCCGCCUGUCUGACAUCGAGGAAGUGCCCAACUAUGAGAACACAGAUGGCACGUCGGUGCAUCAGGGGAGCACGAGAGAGCUUGAGACCGAUUACUACCUAGGUGGCUAUGAUAUCGAUAGCGAAUACCCUCCGCCUCACGAAGAGGAGUUUUUGAGUCAAGACCAGUUGCCCCCUCCUCUGCCGGAGGACUACCCAGAGCACUUUGAGGCCCUGCCCCCGUCACAGCCAGCCUCCUUGGCCAGCACACUGAGCCCAGACUGCAGGCGAAGGCCCCAGUUCCACCCCAGCCAGUAUCUCCCUCCCCACCCAUUCCCCAAUGAGACAGACAUGGUGGGACCUCCACCUGGACACGAAUUUAGUACUUUUGCUGUGGGUGUGGGGCAGAACGUGGAGAACACAGGCGUGGCAGACAACAUGUCCUUAUCCUUGCACAAUUCCAUAGGCGCUUCAUCCUCAGAUGUGUCUGCAAGCUGUGGCUUUGACGAUUCUGAAGUGGCCAUGAGUGACUAUGAAAGCGUUGAGGAGUUCACCAGUCUUCACACUCCAUUUAUUGAGACUCAGCACCAGACCCAGGUGUAAAGGACACGCACAUCUGGGAUGGUUUGUUCAUUCUUCAUUUCAACAUGGAAGGAAAUGGGCUGAGUUUCCUCUCUCAAUGGAGAGGGGGUCCAUCGAAUGAGGGGAAUAUCCACCAUUUUCCACAAAUAACUUAUUCACAAAUGAUGUUGUCUCAUGCAAACACUUUAAAGUCAAGUUGUGUAAACCACAUGUCACAAGAUUUGUUACUGUGAGUCAACAGACAAUCCUUACAGUAUGUACCCAGCAUUCAUGGCCAAGAGUGCACACCACGUUUUUAAGGGGGUAAAGAACCCCACACACAAGUUCACCCAGUAAGUUAUAUGCAGUCAAUCUUUUCAGCUUUGUGCAGUAUUGUGUUAUUGAAGGUGUUAACAGUAUCAUUCCCCGCAGUAUUAAUGAACAGAUAAAGUUCAGGCACCAAGAUAUUGGUGCAUGAAACUAAUUUAAGCUGAUGGAGAAAAGAAAGAAAAUAGUUAAUAGAAUGGGGGAUGGGGCUAAGCCCUCAAGGGUUUCAACAGAAGAAAGAACAAAAAUAAAAUCAGUCAAAAGUGGGCAAAAAUAUUAAAAUAAAGUAUGAUUUUCUUUAUAAAGCUGUCUCAUUGUCAGCUAUAAAAUUAGAGUAAGUGACUUGUACUUUUUGUAGUUUUCAGAUACUGGUUUAAUUAGGAAAACUUGGAUUAAAAACGGAGCCCAAAAUUGAAAUGAUGGGGUUUGUGGAUCUUUCAAAAAGAUUUCAAUGAAGAGUAAUGCAUGACAGUUUGGGGGUUUUCUGAGUAUGAAGGAGGUAAGGGUAGAAGUUAUAUCUUUUUGCUUUUAUUACUAAACAUUCCCAGCAGUGAUUACAAUUUGAGAAUUAUUGUAAUCAAUGACCUUGUUCAUGGAAACCAGGAAAUAAAGCUGACCGGUUUGUGACUGUUGUCUGGGCUAAAAGAGGUAUACAGUUCAUAAAUUUCCCCCAAAAAAUGUUAUUUUUACUAUCACAGGUAAAAGGCAAGUAAGUACUUGUUUUUAACUUGAUGGUAUCAUUUCAAUAAAUGGAAUUGAGUCAAAGGA
Vombatus ursinus (common wombat) is the source of this 14817-nucleotide messenger RNA. It is a transcript of the gene FAT3, whose product is annotated as FAT atypical cadherin 3. The coding region runs from base 1 to 13764 and encodes 4587 amino acids. The record is from RefSeq and is a predicted model, not a curated record. NCBI's taxonomy places the organism in Eukaryota, Metazoa, Chordata, Mammalia, Diprotodontia, Vombatidae. Gene Ontology annotation, molecular function: calcium ion binding. The transcript is spliced from 27 exons. Gene Ontology annotation, biological process: homophilic cell-cell adhesion. Gene Ontology annotation, cellular component: plasma membrane.